CGACGUAAAGAUUUACCAAUAAUUUAUCUAAAGAUACUUUCUAAAAAACUGUCGUCUUUAUCUAUGGUCUGAAUAGUUUGAUAAUCUGUGGGUCUGAAACCACAGACUACAUACUAUUCUUCUGAAACUGACAAUCAGAUAACCUCAAAUUGUAAACUGCCAAGAAAUUGCAGUAAAUAUUAGUUGAAAUUGGAAAAUUAUUGACUUUAAAUCAUGUCCAACAAGUCGAAACAGGUCCCCACUGUCGCCUAUAGCGAAUCUGCUAUUCGCAACAAUCUGUCCAUUACUGAAUACUGCAGGACUUCAAUGGCAGCCCUAUCUGGGUGCACUGCAGGCUUGCUUGGCCUGACUAGUUUACAUGGAGCGCUUUUCUACAUAAUGGCAGUUACCACACUUUGGUUGAUGAUAUUGUAUAAAGCGGGCUUUGCUACGUGGAAUAAAUACUUCAUUUCGCGCAAAUCCCUGCUAACCAGCGGCUUUUUCGGACAACUCUUCACCUACAUCCUGUGUUGGACCUUUAGUUAUGGAAUGGUACAUGUGUACUAAAUCCAAAGCCCAACUGUCGAGUGUAAUCGUUACUUUUCAUAUUACAUAAUCCUUAAGUUAAGGUGAGGAUCACUAUCCGAUUUGUAAAGGGAAUUUUCAGUAUUUGUAGAUCAAGCUGUUAAUUUACACGUACAUGGUCAAUAGAUUAACUACAGCUGAAACUGC
Dendroctonus ponderosae (mountain pine beetle) is the source of this 711-nucleotide messenger RNA. It is a transcript of the gene EMC6, whose product is annotated as ER membrane protein complex subunit 6. Lineage: Eukaryota; Metazoa; Arthropoda; Insecta; Coleoptera; Curculionidae. Gene Ontology annotation, cellular component: endoplasmic reticulum; membrane; EMC complex. The transcript is spliced from 2 exons. The coding region runs from base 214 to 546 and encodes 110 amino acids. The record is from RefSeq and is a predicted model, not a curated record. Gene Ontology annotation, biological process: protein folding in endoplasmic reticulum; autophagosome assembly.